UCCUGAACAGAAGGCAGCAGCAGCAGCAGCCGGGACUCCAUGUAAACACGCCGCGCACAGGGCUUUGUUUCACACACACAGACACACACGCUCCGCAGGUAUCUCCCCUCUAGUCAUGCCAUGGAUAUUUUGUGGCAAUACCAGUUCCGAAUCAUUCUACUCGGGGAUUCCACAGUGGGCAAGUCCUCGCUGCUGAAGCGUUUCACGGACGGGAUUUACAGCGAUGUGGCGGACCCGACGGUUGGGGUAGAUUUUUAUGCCCGCUCGCUUGAAAUCGAGCCCGGGGUGAAAAUAAAGCUCCAGCUCUGGGACACGGCCGGCCAGGAACGAUUCAGGUCUAUCACAACAUCAUAUUACCGCAACUCUGUAGGUGGGCUACUUGUCUUUGAUCUCACCAACCGCAAAACCUUCGACCACGUGAGGGAAUGGCACAAGGAGGUGAGUGAGCACAUCCUGCCUCACCACAUGGUCUACAUCCUCAUCGGCCAUAAGAGCGACCUUAACAAGGACCGCAAGGUUAGCAGGGAUGAGGCGGAGCAGCUGGCUGCCGAGCUGGGAAUCCGCUAUGUGGAGACAUCAGCCAAGUGCAACAGCAAUGUGGACCGGGCCUUUGAGCUGCUGACCAGAGACAUCUAUGAGCUGAUGAAGAUGGGGGAGAUCGUCACCCGAGAUGGCUGGGACGGCGUGAAGAGCGGCCUCACUGCCAAGGUCCUCUACCCUACAGAGGAUGAAGAGGAACUAGCUGCUGCGUCAGCUGAAAAAAGUUGCCACUGUUGACUGAGAACUCUUUGUGUCCCAUCACCAUCCUGUCACACCAAGAGCUCACUUUGUCUCACAGCCGUCCAUCAAAACCAAAUCACUCAGACUUAGCACACCCUGUGAUAUCACCAUCCAUCACUUCCUCACCUUGUGCUUCGUGCCCCGUCUGUGUGUUGGUUUUUCUGACAGCUGGGAUUAUUUUUGAUCAGGGCGCUAGAGUAACUACCGAUGUGUAUCUCUUAGGAAAGUUGUAUUGUUAAUUUGAUAUGAUGUAGCAUGAGUCGAGUUGUUUUGAGCCUCAUCCAGCUCAAAAAAUCGAAAACAUGCCAGUGUGAUCAGGUCUUGUGGCUUAAAGUGUAGCCAGUACUCCUUUUCAUAGCAAUGGCGCUAAAGGACUGCUAAGCAUAAGAAAGUACAAAUGGACUAUUAUGGUCUGGCAUCACUUACAUUUCAUAUGGAACUAUUAUGGGUUUCUACUUGUCAAAGUUUGUGCAAUGCUUUGCCUGCAGUCUUUAGUGACUGUAAUAUUGUAAAUAAUAGUUAAAUCUAUACAGACGAGCGCUUAAUACAUAGUGUGAACAGGCACCGUGCACUCUGAAAUAAGUGUCACCAUAUUAAAUCCAUGUGCUGCUCCUGCUUCUGUAAGCUGUGUGUGCACUUAAGCCAAAUUGAUUUAAACCUUUGAUCAUUAUGUGAGCAGAUAAAUAAUGUUUUUUUGUAAAAUGCUAGAGAUUAUUUGUAGUAAAGGCAUAUACAUGAAUAUAGAAUGAAUAUAUUGCAAUUAGAGUAGGUGGUCCCAUUUAGGUAUUUGUAUGACAACAUAAGCAGCAGCAGGAAGUGUGUCAGAGGUUCACCUCUGAGUCAUCAGACCUUUAACAAUGACAGAAAAAAGAGUUUGAGGUUGGCCUUCAGCUGAAUGCAGCUUCAACAAAUCCCUAUUAAAGGCUCAGUUCUCAACGAUAACAUCACAUUCAGGCUCUAGGUGGUGAUAACUGCCAACUCAUUUACUGAAAUAGAUGGAUGUGUUACUUUAUGUGCUGUUCAAGAUGUGUAAGAGAAUUGAGGUCCAAAUGCAUAGCAUCAUACACAGCAGAAGCUAAUGACUUUUGACAUGGUUAUUGCAGGCUUCUAAACUGGCUUUAGUUCAGCUUAUCUGGGCUAUCAGCGGGCCAGCAAAUGUCAUAUUGUGAAACCAUGGUGUUGGAUUUAGCUGUUCUCACUCACAUUUUGUGCCACAUAUUUUUUUGCAAUUUUGGAAAAUUGAUAGCUUAAGUAUAAGAGCUGCAAUUACCCUAGCUUAGCAUAAAGACUUAGGCAGCUCAAGAAAAGUAAUAUGUUUAAGCAAAUAAAUUUUAUGUUUUAAUUCAGUUUUAUUUAUAUAGCGCCAAAUCACAACAGUUGCCUCAAUGCGCUUUAUAUUGCAAGGUAAAAACCCUACAAUGAU
This is a messenger RNA of Archocentrus centrarchus (flier cichlid), 2203 nucleotides long. RefSeq names its product RAB42, member RAS oncogene family a (gene rab42a). Gene Ontology annotation, biological process: Rab protein signal transduction. The record is from RefSeq and is a predicted model, not a curated record. NCBI's taxonomy places the organism in Eukaryota, Metazoa, Chordata, Actinopteri, Cichliformes, Cichlidae. Gene Ontology annotation, molecular function: GTPase activity; GTP binding. The transcript has 2 exons. Bases 121 to 777 code for a protein of 218 amino acids.